Molecule: messenger RNA, 1042 nt
Organism: Solanum dulcamara
Lineage: Eukaryota; Viridiplantae; Streptophyta; Magnoliopsida; Solanales; Solanaceae
Product: protein BEARSKIN2
Exons: 3
Coding region: 63-1028 (321 amino acids)
Biological process (GO): regulation of DNA-templated transcription
Molecular function (GO): DNA binding
Source: RefSeq, a predicted model, not a curated record
CAUACACAAAUACAAACUAAGAGAUCGUGGGAAUCAAGUAGCAAAUCAUCGAGUUCGGAAAUAUGGCAUCAUCAUCAAAUAAUGGCGGUGUUCCGCCGGGGUUUCGAUUUCAUCCAACAGAGGAAGAGCUUCUUCAUUACUACUUGAAGAAGAAGCUUUCAUUUCAUAAGUUUGACAUGGAGGUUAUCAGAGAGAUUGACUUGAAUAAGAUUGAGCCAUGGGAAUUGCAAGAGAGGUGCAAUAUUGGAUCAACGCCGCAGAAUGAGUGGUACUUUUUCAGCCACAAGGAUAGGAAGUAUCCGACAGGUUCAAGAACAAAUAGAGCAACAAAUGCGGGGUUUUGGAAGGCCACAGGCAGAGACAAGUGCAUAAGGAACAGCUUCAAGAAGAUUGGUAUGAGGAAAACCCUUGUGUUUUACCGAGGAAGAGCUCCACAUGGACAAAAGACUGACUGGAUCAUGCAUGAGUACAGACUUGAAGAUGCUGACCAAAAUCAAACUGAGGAUGGAUGGGUGAUUUGUAGGGUAUUCAAGAAGAAAAACCUCUUCAAAAUAAGUGGAAAUGAGGCUGCAGGCUCAUCAAGCCACCACCAAGCUCCUCGAACCAACAGCUUCACACACAAAUUAGAUCAUGAUCAUAGCCCAUAUCUACUACACCAAUUACCACAACACCACGACCAACAUGACUUAAACUAUUCUCAAAUCCCAGUUGCUGCUACUCUUCCACAUGACUACUAUUCACACAACAAUAAUAAUAUUGAAUUAGCUCAAAACUUGAUCAAGUCAUCAUCAUUGGGAUAUCAUCCUCAUGAAUUCUCAUCAUCAGGCGCUGAUCAAUCAGCACCUUGUGAGUCCGGGUUAGAGGUAGCAAGCAGUAAUAAUCAGAUCAAUAUGAAUAAUAAUGAUCAUCAGUGGGGAAUUAAUAUUGAUUCAUCCAAAGUUGCAUUAGGGAUGGGAUUUCAAUCUAAUCAAAUCAAUCAUCAACUUCCUAUGCGUGGAGAGAUGGACUUUUGGAGUUAUGGAAAAUAAUACACACACAUACA